This is a messenger RNA of Besnoitia besnoiti, 6168 nucleotides long. RefSeq lists its product as uncharacterized. NCBI's taxonomy places the organism in Eukaryota, Apicomplexa, Conoidasida, Eucoccidiorida, Sarcocystidae. The coding region runs from base 1 to 6168 and encodes 2055 amino acids. The record is from RefSeq and is a predicted model, not a curated record. The transcript is spliced from 4 exons.
AUGAGUGCGCAUGCUUCUUCCGGGUCUCCCCUUGGGAAAAUUUGCGAACCUGCUCGUGCGUGCGGAGCAGUGCCACAAGACAUGUCUCCAGAGCUGCAAGAUCAGCUCCUUAACAAGGAUGACUGUACUAUUUCAGUGGGGAUGAACAGCAUUACGAGCCUGCAAGUCGAUCUCCUCCAAAAGGAGGAGAACGUCUUGAUGUUGCGGCAUUUGUUGGAGGAAGAACAGAGUGAGUGCGCACCAGGUGGCGUGUGCGAGCGCCAACGCAAAGAGUACGACAUGCAGGCUGAGCGCUUCACCAACUCAGAGAUGCAAAAGUUGGCGUCGCUCGUCGAACACAUGUUAGUCCAAGUUGAUACCAAAAUGAGGACCGUCGUGGAUGAGGCGAUUGCUGUCAUCUCUGUGAUUGCUCGGAAGUGGAGAUGCGGAGACCUACAAGCCAUGUUCGAGAAGAAGUCCCUUAGUCAUCUCCUGCUGGCUCGUCUUUCGUUGCUGGAGUGUGCUGAUGCAGUGGAAAACGCAGUGUGUUUCCACGGCAGCGUUUUCGCAGAAAACGGAACAGCCGACGCUAAAGUAACCCGCGGCAGAGCACAAGGGCAGCGCAUGCCAGGUGAUGAGGGCCGCCCGCCUGCUCAACCACAGAGUGAAGAGCAGCGCGCCUGGGUGUUUGUUUCCGAAGAAAAGCAAAUUCACGAUGGCCAGACGAACAACGUUCAAUGCAUUCCUACACAUAAGGAAACUAACGCACUUGCCUUCGAAGAAUGCGCCCCAAUGCCGAGUCUUAUGACUAAAAGCUCUUCCACGCCACCAGCCGUACCGACCACGGCUGUGGCAAAUGCCAUGGGCGUUCCCCGCAGGAAGGCUCAAACGCUUCUAGUGGGUAAGAAUCUCCUUCAACGCGGGAACGAUCUGCGUGCUGCUCGACCGAUAUUGCGCCGUGCCAAGUCGGACAGUUCGCCUGCUACGCCACAUCAGCAGAUGCCAGGGUGGCGCUCAGCUCGUUCCACUGUGUGCCAGUGUGUUGCCAGAGAUAUGAAAGCUGUCGGCAAUGGAGCAGCCUCUUUCAUUUCAGCCUUGCGUGUGGUUGAGGGGACCCUCGCUUUCACCAGCAGACACAGCUGCAGCGGGAGCGCCACCGGUGCAGAAACGAAACACGCACACAUGCCAACCCAUUCGUCCUUUAACUCUGGAAGCAGUAAUGGAACCAGAGCAGUUCCAGCGAAGAGUCAUCUAGCUUCGCUGCGUAGAAAGGCAUCAGUCGUGGAGAAAAAAAUGAUGAACAACCACAAAAUCUGCACAGUUCAGGCGGCGACGUCCGGUCCCCGAAUAGCGUGCAGCGCCACCGGAUAUGGGCAAGGGUUCGCGCGAAAGAAUAGCCAAGCUCCUGUUUCCAUCAAGGCAAGUAAUAGAUGCAGGGCUCUUGGGGUGGCAUCGUCGAAGAGGGAGACUGCCACUGCAUCCGAGACUCCUCUCGUUCUCCGAAACAAAGCUGGUAAUUGCGAGCCGAUGGACAUACCUGGCCAGAACAGCGCGACAGCACUGGCUUCGAGGCAGGCAAGGGGAGCAGCUAGCAUCUCAGAUCAGGGAUUUAAAACCAAGCCUGCGGCACCGGAAGCCAACAGGGAAAGUGGUAACGCCAGCAGUGCCCCUGAUAUUGGGGCUGCAUACACGCCACGCGCCGCGGGUCGUACAGCGUGUGUUGCCUUAGCCACCAGAGCCGUGCGCACAGCGGCCAUGCUCUGUAACGGCGUUUCUCUGACUCCCUCCGCUACCGGUAACCGGCGCGCGCUGACUCACUCGCGCAGUUCACCUCCCGAAGCGACCGCUGGCCAAAGUGAAGACUCAAUAGGUAGCUGUCAGCGGCAUCUGGCAAACCCGGGGCCCCAGCAAGUGUCUCCUCCCACAGUCAUGCCAACCAUCCAAGCGCAGCUCAGCACACGGAGCCGGCAGACCCCCGGACAGCAUGGAGCACACUCUGGGUUGUCUCCGGCUGCGGUGUCCUGUCCGUUGCCGAAUAUUGGGUGUUUGGCUCAUGAGGAAUCAGAGAAAGCGGAGACAGCUGCAUUGUCGCGCGGUGACUGGCCGCAGCACGACCUCGAGGAUAAGUGCAGUGCAAGCCCCAAAACUCGCACGCCUGUCGCCCCAAGCAUUUCAGCCUUUGGCAGUCACCCGAUGACUCCUCGGUCGGAAAGGUUCGACUCGCUGGCAAGCGCCACUUCAUCGUUCAGUAGUCGAGACACAUUUUACCUCAGUCCGAGUGGAUCAUCAACAGAUGGUAUAAUCGACGAUUUGGAACCAACGAGUCCCCUUCCUCGUUUAAACAUGCCCCCGUCGAACACGUUUGUACCCCCAUUCCCCAACGGGUUGUCGCCCCUGCAUGCCAGACCAUGCCCUAACUCUGAGUUAUGGGCAACACCUUCGCUCUGCUUUGUUCCGGCGUCUUCCGUCGUCUCUCCCCUUGCAGGCGAUCCUCUUUCGCCCAGUCGCGGCGGCUACCACGAUCGUGCACGCUCCCCCUCCAGAGUUGUGAACAACCCGGAAUCUCUACAAGUUUCUCUACAGCCUCCCAGCCCAAUUCAGAUGCGCUCCCCAGGUGCCGCAUAUCCAGCCGCACACACGGUAAUACCCACAAUCAUGAAGAGCGGACCCACUGGCGCGAGGACAUCACGGCUCCUCAAGCCGGCUUCCCUGUGCUCCGUCGCGGCCGCGAACUUAUCAAAAUUAUCCGUGGACACCAGAACUUUCGACGCUGGCAAAGCUACGACAAACGUAUGCCGAUCCACCAACACGACUCGGGUGCGAUCCGUCGGGCCUGCGAGCACUUCGAAAUUAUCUGUGAACACCAGAACGGUCGACUCUGGCAAAGCUAUGACAAACGUAUGCCGAUCCACCAACACGACUCGGCUGAGCUCUAGCGAGGACACCGGCACUGCAAAGCAGCCCGUCAACACCAAAAAUAUCAACGCUGGCAAUGCGAACGCAAAUUUAUUACCGGCCUCCCGUUCAUCUCGGACUGGCUGCCUCGCUGCCGGCGGACUUUCGACCCAAUCCAUCGACACCCUAGCCCUCGACGCUAGCAAGAUGAACUCUAAUACCAAGCAGCCUCCCACUCGAAAUCGGCUGCGCUCCGUCAAUCCCGCUCGCGCAGCUAAGCAAUCCGUGAAUUCCAUAAACCGCCACGCUGGCCAUGCUAAAACAAAUAUGUCACAGGCUGCCAGCCCAUCUCAGAGAGGCCUCCUCGCCGCCGCCGAACACUCCACACAGCCCACCAACCUCAAAACCCUCGACGCUGGCACAUCCAGCUCAACUACAUGGCAGACCACCAGUCGACCGCGGCUACGCUCCGUCGAGGCCGCGAGCAUACCAAAAAUAUCUGUGAAUGCCAGAACCCUCGCUGCUGGCAACGUCACCGCAAACGUAUUCCAACCCGCCAACACGACUCGGCUGAGCUCCGUCGAGCCCGCGAGAACUUCGAAAUUAUUCACCAGCACCAGAACCCCCGACGCUGGCAAAGCUAAGACAAAUGGAGUACAACCUCCUGACCCAACACGGCUGCGUUCCUUCGAGCUCGCGACAACUCCGAAAAAAUCCUUGAACACCAGAACUCUCAACGCUGGCAGCGCCAACACAAAUGUAUUACAACCUCCGAACACGGUUCGGCUGCGAUCCGGCGAGGCCGCCAGCACAGCAAGUCUGUCCGUCGACGCCAGAGCGCUGAACGCUGGCAAGUCUGACUCCAAAACGUUGUGGGCCGCUACUUCAUUUCAGACUAGGUCCCGUUCCGCCGGCAGCGGAGCGAAACAGUCCGUCCGCGUUAGACUCGUCAACACCGCAGACGCUGACGUAGUUUCAUCGCCGCCUGCCAGUACAACGUGGAUCCGCCCGGACGAGACCGUCCGUAUCUCCGCAGAAUCUUAUUCUUCCCUAGUGCUCACAAACGAAAAUGAUGUAUCUCCUUCUCCACACGCGACAACGACGCAGCUGCGAUCCUCGAGACCAACACAUGUUACUGCGAAUCAACUGGAUGCAGCAAGCAGCCGUUGCGGAACCGUUCAAUCGGUAAGUGAGUCCUCGCUUUCCCCCGCGUCAACACCUCUCGCUCCUCUUUCCGGAUCUCGCAACAUCACGCCUUAUGGAAGUGGGGAUACACACGAGGUGGUUCAGCCGCAGCCGCAAUACAGACACACCCCGCUUGACUGCAGCAGCCGUGAACACAAACUCAGCCAGCCUAACACGUCGACGCCCCCCGCCUCCCACCCCCUCUCGCAAGCCACGCCGCUCCCUCCUCCAGUCAAUACCCGCCGCCCUUUGCCGGCUGCGCAGAGGGUCACAGACGAGCUGACCCUGCCGCAACAGCAACAGACCACCCCGCCUCACGACUUGGUCUACUGGGAAAUGCCACCGCUCCCACUCAGCACCACGCCGCCGCCAACGUGGUGUCUGAGUAGCAGCGGGGGACCGCCCACCAACCAGGGUUUGGCUCAUCACGACUCCUCGGGCACAGUCGACAGUGUCAACCACACCGCCCCAGACGACGCGCACCACACCCGCAAUUCGGCCCCCGGCCUUGCGAACAACUCUGGACUCGCCGCGCCUUCGUGCCGCCAGCCUGUGGACGAAGUAACCCAGCCGAUCCUGUCUACGCUCCGAGACUCCCACCUCCUGUCACACCCCGCGCCGCUCCCUCCUCCCGUCAAUACCCGCCGCCCUUCGCCUGCUGCGCAGGGGGUCACAGACGAUCUGACCCCGCCGCAACAGCAACGGACCACCCCGCCUCACGACUUAGUCUACUGGGAAAUGCCACCGCUCCCACUCAGCACCACGCCGCCGCCAACGUGGUGUCUGAGUAGCAGAGGGGGACCGCCCACCAACCAGGGUUUGGCUCAUCACGACUCCUCGGGCACAGUCGACAGUGUCAACCACACCGCCCCAGACGACGCGCACCACACCCGCAAUUCGGCCCCCGGCCUUGCGAACAACUCUGGACUCGCCGCGCCUUCGUGCCGCCAGUCUGUGGACGAAGUAACCCAGCCGAUCCUGUCUACGCUCCGAGACUCCCACCUCCUGUCACACCCCGCGCCGCUCCCUCCUCCCGUCAAUACCCGCCGCCCUUCGCCUGCUGCGCAGGGGGUCACAGACGAUCUGACCCCGCCGCAACAGCAACAGGCCACCCCGCCUCACGACUUGGUCUACUGGGAAAUGCCACCGCUCCCACUCAGCACCACGCCGCCGCCAACGUGGUGUCUGAGUAGCAGAGGGGGACUGCCCACCAACCAGGGUUUGGCUCAUCACGACUCCUCGGGCACAGUCGACAGUGUCAACCACACCGCCCCAGACGACGCGCACCACACCCGCAAUUCGGCCCCCGGCCUUGCGAACAAAUCUGGACUCGCCGCGCCUUCGUGCCGCCAGCCUGUGGACGAAGUAACCCAGCCGAUCCUGUCUACGCUCCGAGACUCCCACCUCCUGUCACACCCCGCGCCGCUCCCUCCUCCCGUCAAUACCCGCCGCCCUUCGCCUGCUGCGCAGGGGGUCACAGACGAUCUGACCCCGCCGCAACAGCAACAGGCCACCCCGCCUCACGACUUAGUCUACUGGGAAAUGCCACCGCUCCCACUCAGCACCACGCCGCCGCCAACGUGGUGUCUGAGUAGCAGAGGGGGACUGCCCACCAAUCAGGGUUUGGCUUGGCACGACUCCUCGGGCACAGUCGACAGUGUAUGCUUUGCCGACCACGGCCUUCACCGACACGUCAUGGCUUCUGGCGCAGACACGGCGUCUAUGCCUGGUCCCUUGUCUCUGGCUGUGUGUCCCACACGGCAUGAAUCUGCACGCUGGCCUCGAGGGGAACUGGCGAGCCAACGAGAGCCGGCGGACUGGCCGCUGUUUCAGCUGCCGGCCCAGAGUUGCAUGAGCCUUCCUCAACGUCUCAUAAAUCCGAGCCCCCUCCCUUCGUGGCAGCCAGGCGCGACUCAGCAGUUUCAGCGACCCCCCGCUAUACCAGUGCAGUCGUCCCAGCACGUGUUCGUUGACGCGCGCGUCUCUGUCCGCACUCCUGAGCACACGAUGUAUUGGUCGGCAACUGUUGCCGACCAACCCAUGUUGUCACGGGGACCACAAGGGGUUGAGCAGUAUAUCUUUGUCCACCAAGGUUCUGCGCCAGCGUGA